This is a messenger RNA of Trichomonas vaginalis G3, 567 nucleotides long. RefSeq lists its product as uncharacterized. The transcript has a single exon. The record is from RefSeq and is a predicted model, not a curated record. Bases 1 to 567 code for a protein of 188 amino acids. NCBI's taxonomy places the organism in Eukaryota, Parabasalia, Trichomonadida, Trichomonadidae.
AUGAAUUGGAUAGAAACAUUGAUUUUUCAGAACUUUUACAAGAUCAAAACAAUCAAAUACGAGAAUUUAAUAGCAUCAAUAUUCAGAUUUAUUAGCCAAAUAUGUUUUGAAAAAUAUUCUGAAGAUAUCAAAGAAUAUAUCAAAGAUAAUUUAUAUUUCAGCGAUGAAACAAUCUACUUCGGUUCAGUGAUUGCUAUGAAGGCAGGCUAUCAGUGGAAACAGCUCGGAACUGAACUUUUAAAUUAUCAUUUAAGCGCUGACAAUGCAUGUUUUCGCGUCAAAGUUGGAUCAUUGUGCGUAUUCAACACGUUUCUGUGUGAAUGCAGCGAAGAGAGCCAAUUCAGGAAAAUUUUCGAAAUUUGUGCAGAGAUACUUGAAUCCACAGAAUACUGCACACUUUCGAUGUUGCUUAUUAAAUUAUUGAUAAUGAUUAACCGCAUUUCUAUUGACGAACUCAAGAGUUGCGAAGAUCUCCUUAUGGAAAUCGUGGGAAGUGACAGCACUGAUGAUUUUGCUUACAAUUUAGCCGAAGAGCUAUUAAUAUUCAUUGACAAAAUAGGAGAAUAA